AUAACGUUAAGCCCGCCAAAAUCAACUACUCCCGCAGCAAGAAGAUAGAGCAAGAUUGGAGAAGGAGAUCGUGAGAACAAAGCACCACCAAUCCAAUUUACUUCUGAAACGAUAAAGGAUAUGGAUGAAUAUGACAUACUUGAGCGUCUUGGCUCUGGCGGAUUCGGUGUAGUCUGGGAAGUUAUCCACAGGUCUAAUGGUACAAGGUGGGCAAUGAAGAGAUUGACAUUGAACCGUGAGGAUGAGCACGGUGUUCCACCUUGUAUAUUUAGGGAGGCGUGUAUCAUGAGGGAUAUACACCAUCCGAACAUAGCAAGGUUGGAACACUGUUUCAUCCACAAUGGACACAUCUACUUCGUGAUGGAAUUAUUAGAUCAAACUCUAUCGGAGCAUAUCACUAGGCUAGGUGGAGGUUUGCUUGAUAUUAAAUCUUUUUUAAGACAAAUUCUUGAGGGAGUAGCACAUUGCCACUCUUUAGGGAUUCUCCAUCGGGACCUAAAAUUGAGCAAUUUGAUGCUGAAAGGAAAUCAGUUAAAAAUCAUUGAUUUUGGGCUGGCUAGAGGCUUCAUAUCUACCGAUGGUGAUCUUAGUCCGCAGAUUGGAACAUAUGCUUAUAUGGCACCGGAAAUUUUGCUAGGCUCGACUAGUUAUGCUGCAGCUGCAGAUAUGUGGUCUGUAGGUUGCAUUUUCGCAGAGAUGGUGCUUAGGGAUGAGUUCGUUUUUGGGAACUCUGAACUGGAUGUCAUGUUAAUGAUCUGCAAGAAAAUGGGCCUUCCAAAUGAGGAGAUUUGGCCUGGAGUCUCUUCAUUGACAUAUUGGGAGGAGUUCAUGGAGAGGAUAUCUAAUUGUCCUCCAACGCAGCAGGAUUUUGCAGAAUACUUUCUUAAGAAAAGUGGAUAUGCACUUGAUGACUCCGGAAUAGAUUUACUUCUGAGGCUUCUUACAUAUAAUCCUGCCAAGAGAAUUAGUGCUUCAGAAGCGCUAAAUCAUCCCUACCUGCAUACUUAGAGCCAUUUGACUGGAUUAAGAAGACCUUCAUUGAGGAGGAGCCUGAAGGAAAGUGAGCAGGGAUCAGAUUUCUGAAUAGCUUUUUGAUAUCUUUCAUCAUGUUGGCAAUGAGAAACCUUGAGUGAAGCUGACAUGAAUAAUGUUGUUUCAUUUUCUAGUUAUUGUUGAGGCCUUAUUGGCAUUAAUUCCUAGUUUAACUGGACAAUUUUAAACUCAAGUGUUUGAUUUUGUAAUCUGAAUUGUACUUCAGCUUUUGCUCCCUC
This is a messenger RNA of Manihot esculenta (cassava), 1271 nucleotides long. Its product is annotated as cyclin-dependent kinase A-2. Bases 121 to 1008 code for a protein of 295 amino acids. The record is from RefSeq and is a predicted model, not a curated record. Lineage: Eukaryota; Viridiplantae; Streptophyta; Magnoliopsida; Malpighiales; Euphorbiaceae. The transcript has 9 exons. Gene Ontology annotation, cellular component: cyclin-dependent protein kinase holoenzyme complex; nucleus; cytoplasm. Gene Ontology annotation, molecular function: cyclin binding; cyclin-dependent protein serine/threonine kinase activity; ATP binding. Gene Ontology annotation, biological process: G1/S transition of mitotic cell cycle; regulation of G2/M transition of mitotic cell cycle; protein phosphorylation.